CACGCUGUCAGGAUGACGCGGUUCUGUAGGAUGCCCAGGCCGAGCUGUGAACUAAACGUUUCCCGUCACUGAGAGUGACCGGCUUGGUGGUCGGGAUGGCGGAACCGGGGCGCCCUGCCCCCACUGAUGCUUCUCUGCAGACACGUGUGGAGGAACUGGAGAGAUCGAAUGCUGAAUAUCUUCAGAUAAAGGCGCAGCUAGAGCAAGAAUUUAAUCAGAAGAGGGCGAAAUUUAAAGAGCUGUAUUUGGCUAAAGAGGAGGACUUAAAACGGCAGCAUGGUAUCAUUCAAGCAUCCCAAGAAGAAAUAGCUCAGCUGAAGCUCCAGCUAUCACAAGCACAAGGCGAGAUGGAGAACAUCAAAGCUAUAGCUACAGUGUCUGAGAGCACAAAGCAAGAAGCCAUUGAUGAAGUGAAAAAACAAUGGCAGGAAGAGGUGGCUUCGCUCCAGGCUAUUAUGAAAGACACUCUGCGAGAGUAUGAACUUCAGUUUCAUCGCAGAUUGGAGCAGGAGCGAGGCCAGUGGGGGCAGUACAGGGAGUCUGUUGAACGGGAAAUUGCAGAGCUUAGGAGGCGACUUUCCGAAGGUCAGCAAGAGGAAAACCUGGAAAAUGAUAUGAAAAAGGCCCAAGAAGAUGCUGAAAAACUUCGAUCUGUAGUGAUGCCCAUGGAAAAGGAGAUUGGUGCAUUAAAGGAGAAACUUUCUGAAGCUGAGGAGAAGAUAAAGGAGCUUGAAGCGUUUAAGAUGAAGGAAAUGAAUCAUUACCUUGAAGCUGAAAAAUCCUGCCGUACAGACUUAGAAAUGUAUGUAGCUGUUCUGAACACUCAGAAGUCUGUCCUACAAGAGGACGCUGAAAAGUUGCGGAAAGAGUUACACGAAGUAUGUCAUCUCCUGGAGCAGGAGAGGCAGCAGCACAAUCAGCUGAAACACACAUGGCAAAAAGCAAAUGAUCAGUUUCUAGAGUCCCAGCGGUUGAUGAUGCAAGACAUGAAACGUAUGGAGGCUGUAUUGACAACGGAGCAACUUCGACAGGUUGAAGAAAGGAAGAAGAAAGACCAGGAAAAAGAUGAACAGAGAAAUCGUAAUCGAAAAGACCGAAUGCAAAGAGUGGAAGAGGACGCAAAAGUGCUUGGAACAAUAACUCGCAAUGAAAUUUUUCCGAACCUCCACAGCCAAGAGGGUCUCUUGAAUAGUUCUCAUGGCUCAAUCCAUUCCUUAGAUGCUGACUUGGCACUACAUGAAGGAGAAGGUUUUGGUAAACAAGAGGACUUAUUCAAAGAUGGACUUCGGAGAGCGCAGUCUACAGACAGUCUAGGGACAUCCGGGCCACUGCAGGCAAAAACUCUGGGUUAUAAUAACAAAGCCAAAUCAGCAGGGAAUCUUGAUGAAUCGGAUUUUGGCCCACUAGUUGGAGCUGAUUCUGUCUUGGAGAAUUUUGACACUUCUUCCCUUGGAUCUUUGCACAUGCCAAGCGGAUUCAUGUUAACCAAAGAUCAGGAGAAAGCAAUCAAAGCCAUGACUCCUGAGCAAGAGGAGACUGCUUCACUCCUUUCAAGUGUGACUCAGAUUAUGGAGAAUGCCUAUGUGCCUCCUUCUGGUUAUCGUCUGGUCAGCGAGACAGAGUGGAACUUACUCCAGAAAGAGGUGCAGACGGCAGGUAACCAGCUGGGAAGACGCUGUGAUAUGUGUUCUAAUUAUGAAAAGCAGCUGCAAGGGAUCCAGACGCAAGAGGCAGAGACUAGGGAUCAAGUUAAAAAACUCCAAUUGAUGCUGAGACAAGCCAAUGACCAGUAUGAGAAAACCUUAAAGGAAAAGCAAGAACUUGAGGACUACAUGAAACAAAACACAGAUGAGACAACGAAUCAGAUAUCAACCCUUACACAGAGAGCUCAGGAUUCAGAAACCAUGCUCACAGACUUGCAGCAAGCUUUCUCUCUGGCAAAGAGAAGUGUUCAAGAGCAAAUGGCUGUUCUUAUGCAGUCACGGGAGCAGGUCUCUGAAGAGUUGACUAGGUUACAGAAGGACAAUGACAGUCUUCAAGGAAUGCAUGGUCUGCACGUGUCACUCCAACAAGCAGAAAACUUCAUCCUUCCCGAUACCAUUGAGGAAUUGCAUGAAUUAGUUUUAAAAUACCGUGAAGAUAUUAUUAGUGUCCGUACAGCAUCAGACCACCUUGAAGAAAAGCUGAAAGCAGAGAUUCUCUUCUUAAAAGAGCAAAUUCAGGCCGAACAGUGUCAGAAGGAAAACAUAGAAGAAACACUUCAAAUUGAAAUAGAGAAUUGUAAAGAGGAAAUAGACAUCUUAGAAGCAUCGAUAUCAAGUUUAAAAAUUGAGUUGGACAGGAUAAAAGUGGAAAAAGAGGAGCUGGAAUCCCGCUUGCAGCAUAAAACAAAAGAACUUCAGGAUGUUCAAGAACUGAAAAUCUCUUUAGAAGAGCAGCUUAGUAAAGAGACAUCAAGCAAGACCAGCCUAGAGGAGUUGUUCUUUGAAGAAAAGAACAAAGCACAGCGCCUACAAACAGAGCUGGAUGUUAGCGAGCAAGUGCAAAGAGACUUUGUAAAGUUGUCGCAAACUCUGCAGGUGCAGCUGGAACGUAUCCGACAGACCGAGUCAUUAGAGGCAAUCCGUGCCAUCCUGAAUGAUACAAGACUAACUGACAUUAAUCAGCUUCCCGAGACAUGACACUCCUGUGUCACACACAUCUAUGGUUGCAACUGAGUUUUUUUUUUUUUUAAAGAAAAACUCUUCUUUAUAGUAACAAUUAAUUAUUAUUUAACUCUUCUCCCAGAUCAGGGGACGUGGCUGUAUGUGAAUAAGAGCACUGAAUAAGGGAAUAAAUCAUAGUGCAGGUAGACGUCUUGAAAGCUAGGAGCAAAAUCUUUCCAUGAGGAACACUAAUGAAACAUGUUGCUUUCUCUGACUAAACAGUGCUGUCUCUCCAAUAAUAAAAAUCUGCGUAUUUUGUCUUUCAUUUUACUUUUGGGUUACACAGGCAAAGUAAAAUCUUUAGGGCAGAUUAUGGAGGACUUUGUGAUGGCCUCUACAUACACCAUUCUGCUUGACCCGUCCGGUAUGGUGGCAGCACACGAAGCCCCUCUGUGGGUUACUUUGGCAGGCUUAUUCUGCACAUUAUAAUCUAAACACUCUUUAGACAGGAAUGCCCAUCUGUAAUUGAAUUCCAACCUCAUGGCAAUUUUGGGAUCUAUCAUAUGAAUAUAAAUCUAGUUAUUACAAAGGUAUCCAAGAGACAAGAUGGCGAAAAAAAAGGGUCUGGUGCAGACAGUAAUGUUGAGUACAUAUAAUGGUAUAUUAGUACUCAUUACUCGUUGGCUGCAGGUCAGGAUUUGGAUUUGCAGUGACUGAGCAUUCACGUAUGAAGAACAUUAGCAAUACCAAUUCCAAUAUGCAGUGUUUGUUUUUUUUAAAAGGACUUUGAGCAAAUCGAGUAGUGGUGUGGUCUGAUGCUAAUUCUGUCGUGCAGUAAAUAGACUUGAAAACAGAUUUUUCUUUCUGUGUAUUGCAGCAUGCACUGCCAGUUUAAUGUGUACAGCAGUAACAGUGAUUCUGUCUUGCAUGCCAUGUUAGUUUUGUACAACAUAUAUAGUAAAUGCUCAUGUCAUACUUCUGCAUUUGUCUGUGCAAAGGGUUCAUUUGGGUUCACUUAUCAUAGAUGGAUAUGAUACUGCUCCAUUCCGAUCCAUAUGGCAGCCAUAAGUACUGAUGUAUAAUUAUGCAGAGGGAACCUGUCACUGUGACAUACAUCGACUCCCAUUAGAGAAGGUGUCCUAAUAACAGUAGCGCCACACUCUGGGGGAAAGCAAUCAAACAAUCCAUGAGGUAUACAAAGACUGUAUAUUACAUACAGAGUACAUGUACCAGUUUACUGUUACUGGUGACUCUGAUGUGCUCUCUAUGGUGUGACAGAUUCUUGGCCAUCGAUUUUAACACCCAGUUCACAUUUUAGUAGCCACAUUACAUAGCCUUUCAUUAUAUUGUGUUAUACAGCAGUCAUUACAAUAAGCCGGUUAUAUAUUUUUCUGUGAAACAAUAGUUUUAACUUUUCAGUAAUAGUUUACAGAUAUAUAUUUAUAACGCACAAUUGUUUGAAUAUAUUACAAACGUUGCUAAUAUGACAAAUUAUCAAAGCCAUUAGGUUCUUGUGAAGGAUGAACCUAACCCUGCAAGAGAUGAUCACUUGAUAUUACGGUAUAAUCAGUGCACUGGUGGCCAGUGAAUGGCUCCAUGGUCUACAGGAAGAGCUUGUAUGCAAAGCAGUACAUCUCUUGUUGGGCUGAGAUGAAUAAGCCAAGUGGCUCCUCAAAUUUAUUGAAAGGACGUUUUGAUUAGAUGUUGAAUGAUCCCUCCAAGCCCAGUUUGUAUAAAUUGUGUGCUGUUUGCCACUGC
Messenger RNA from Bufo bufo (common toad), 4403 nucleotides. RefSeq names its product rabaptin, RAB GTPase binding effector protein 1 (gene RABEP1). Gene Ontology annotation, cellular component: intracellular membrane-bounded organelle. Lineage: Eukaryota; Metazoa; Chordata; Amphibia; Anura; Bufonidae. The coding region runs from base 96 to 2681 and encodes 861 amino acids. The transcript is spliced from 19 exons. The record is from RefSeq and is a predicted model, not a curated record. Gene Ontology annotation, biological process: endocytosis. Gene Ontology annotation, molecular function: growth factor activity; GTPase activator activity.